GAGCGCAAGCACCCGGGCUGGUCCGACCACAUCUUGGCCGAUGUGACGGCGGCUGCGACUCAACAGCCCGCCGUGAACUUUUUCUUUCGACUCGAGUUUCAGGAUGGACAGAGAAAGCUACCGACCCAGCGGUACCACGGCAGCGGGCGCGUUCAUUGUCACAGCCUCAACUUCGGAGGUCAUUUCGGCCGCGCCAGGCUAGCCGAGCAGAUGAUGGCCACCGUUCCGGCAGACGACCAGCCGACCCUGAAGGGUUACAUGCUGGGUCGCCCGCAUGGGCGCGACGACAGUGGCUGGCCCGUGGAACUCGAAGAAAGCCGCUGGGACGACGUGCUGGGGCGCGUGCGACUCCAUCACACCGCGGCGGACAAGGCUGCCGGCCAUCGCGCUUUCUUCAAGGAGACCCUGGAGAUUACAAAGUGUCACCAGGACGUCCUGCACUGUGACCGCCGGGCCAACAGCAUGAAGUACUGCGCCACCUACAACGCCAAGUUCAGCGACUCUUUCGCGCAGGACUGGCUCUGCGACGACAUCUCUGGCAACGCCGUCGCUCGCAAGGUCCUGUUCGAGUAUCAUCCCUGCGAGCCAGAGAUGUGGCUCUACAUCGCAGGUCGCUUGGCCCCGCCGUGUCAGUACAGCGGCACCAUGGUGCCUCUGCGCGUCCCGCUACCGAUCCCAGGCACGGAGAAGAACAAGCUCGUUGAGCUCUACGAAAAGUCACAGUGGCGUGGUGACGACAUGACCUUUCUCGAGUGGCUGCGCAAGUCCGGCGCCGACGGCAAGAUUGCCCGCUGGCAAACGACGCAAACGCUGACCGACUUCGCGCGAACUUGCGGCAUGAACGGCGAGAAGCUCAUCGCCGCCGAUCUGCUGGCCAUGUCCAACGACAAGUUCUUUGGGCAAUGGAUGACUCUACAUGUCCCUUUCCGACGUCAUGAGGAUCUGCUCGACCCCACGCUGGCAGAGGCGGUUCCCGCCUCCUACCUCUUCCUGGCGAACGCCUGGCGGCGUCGUCCCGCAUACUGGACGGACCAAGACGCUGUGCGGCGGGACCUAGAGUUGCAGUCCUUCAGUGACGCGAAGAUCCAGACCUUGUUGGCCAUGCUGCGGGCAAACCUCUACCUGGUCGAGCAGUGCGUCGACGGAGGCCUGCGGCUUCCGACUGUGGCUGAGGAGCGGGCCGCGCUCCGCAGGGGUGGCCUCCUAGACGACGAGGACGCCGGCGAGGAAGAUGCCGAGGCGAAGCUGCAAUGGAAUUCAGCGCAGAGGCACCUUCAGCGCAAAGUCGACGAGGCCGUGGACCGCUCGCUUGCCCACCGAGGCGAGGACGACGACGAGCGAGCCGAGGACAAGCGGUUGGAGGCCUGGACCCACGGUUCUGUGAUUGCGGGCCUCGGCCCGCCCGGCACCGGGAAGACAACCGCGGUGGAUGCGUGCGUGCGGCGGACGCUGCGGUGCGGCGGCCGCGUCCUCUAUGCCCUGCCCACCGGCCAGCAGGCCGCACGGGUCCGUGGCCGCUUCCCGGACUGCGACGUCGACACCUGCUCCGGUGCCUUCGGUCUGUGGCAGUCCUCUCAGGACGCCCUGCACCUCCUGGACUUGCUCGCCACCUACGACUUGGUGGUCGUCGACGAAGUCUCGCAGCUGUCCAAGCACGACUUCAACCGCAUUCUGAAGCUCUGGGACGCGGCUAGUCGGAUGCCUGCCUUGGUCUUUAUCGGAGACUUUCAUCAGCUCCCCGGUGUGGAGCCCACCAAUGCCAAAGACAGCGCCAGGUGGCGGCACGUCUACAAGGUCGGGCUUUGGCAAAUGUGGCGCUGCCAGGACGCCGCCUUGAAUGCAAAGCUCCGGCUGCUGCGUCUGAAUCAACCCACGGAACAGCAGCUGCGUGACAUCUGCCGCGGGCACAAGGCGUGGAGCCAGAAGAACGAGCCCGAAGCCUACGACAUGCUCCGUCUUCACCGCGAGCACCCAGACACCGUGGUGGCCACUUGCACUCGUCGAGCUGCAGCGCUUGUCAAUCGGCUCAGCACGCAAGUCCUCUUCUCCGACCGCGGCAAGAAAUCUCUGGGGACCGUGGAGGCAGAUUGGGAAGCCAACAUCGCAAACUACUUGCUCGACGGUAAGCUCAGAUCUGAUCGUCCGCCGCUGCCGCAGCCUCUCGCGUUGUUUGCAGGCCUCAAGGUGCACUUGACCAGGAACCUGGACAAGCCCGGCGACUUCGUCAACGGCAUGGCCGCGGUCGUGCAAUCCUUCCAUCAGCCCUCCGGUUGCCUCCGCGUGCUCACGGAAACUGGAAGGCACUUGGCUGUUUAUCCCAUCACGGAGUAUGUCGAGGAGUGUGGGACGGUUACGGCCUACCCGAUCCGGGCCGGGUACGCGUGCACGAUCCACAAGCUUCAAGGCGCGGAGCUGCCCCACGUGACAGUCUGGCUCGAUGUCAAGCAUAUGCGGGCCGCUGGCUACGUCGCUAUCAGCAGAGUCCGCACCGACGACGCCUACCUCCUUGGCGGCUUGUUGACCCCCGAGCACUUCACGCCAGCGAUCUGA
This is a messenger RNA of Symbiodinium necroappetens, 2550 nucleotides long. The record is from the annotation of a GenBank genome assembly. Lineage: Eukaryota; Dinophyceae; Suessiales; Symbiodiniaceae.